Messenger RNA from Exaiptasia diaphana, 3183 nucleotides. RefSeq lists its product as uncharacterized. The record is from RefSeq and is a predicted model, not a curated record. Lineage: Eukaryota; Metazoa; Cnidaria; Anthozoa; Actiniaria; Aiptasiidae. The coding region runs from base 192 to 2822 and encodes 876 amino acids. The transcript has a single exon.
UCCUGCUUCGACGUGUUCUUGUAGUUGUAUAGUAACAAAGGAGUUUUAAAUCAAACGGCAAAUUUUAAUGCCCGUUGUUAACAGAAAAAUCCUACCGCACGUAUCUUGGUAUUGGUUGUAAGUCAAAAUCUUGGAAAAUAGAUAGAUUUUGGACAGCACGAGAUCCAAAAGGACUUUGUUUUUUAGGAACGAUGAAAUUGCACAAAUCCGUGUUCUUCCUGAGUGCUGUAAUAUCCUGCCUGCAACUAACUGAUGGAUUCUGGUUAUGGGGAAACGACAAUAAGAAUAGAGUCGAUGGAAAUUGGAGUGAAUGGUCGAACUAUAGCUCUUGUCAGAUUCAGAAUGAUGGACGGACUUUGCCUUAUCGUUUUAGAACUAGAAGCUGUAAYAAUCCUGCGCCUAAAGCUGGUGGGAAGCCAUGUAAAGGCCGACCAUUGCGCAAAGCCCCUUGUUCUGAUUGUGAUUGGCCACUKGGCAUCGAAAGUAAAGUUAUCAAGGACUCAGAGAUGACAGCGUCAACAUAUCACGAGGAGUUUCCUGCAAAAAAUGGCCGUUUGAAUGGACCUUCUGCAUGGUGUGCKAAAGAAUUGUCUGGUGAAGUUUUCCUCCAAGUAGACUUCGAUGAUUUGACAUUGGUUACAGCGAUUGCAACACAGGGUUAUUAUCCUAAUCCAAAAGAGCUCAGUUUACGUCUCGGCAGCGUUAGCAAAUAUCAAAUAACUUUUAGUGACGAYGGUAUUGAGUUCGAGGUGUAUGAAAACUAUCAAAAAAACAAGAUAUUUAUUGGAAAUGGCAAUAAUUURAAAACUGUCUUGAAUACUUUUGACCCUCAAAUUGCAGCCAAACACAUACGAAUCCAUCCCACUGCUUACAUUAAGUUUGUAUGCAUGAAAAUAGAGUUAUAUGGUUGUAGGUUUAAGUGUGGAGGUUAUCUACCAACCAAUCCAGGAGACCUGCUGGCUGUCAGCUCCAAGUCCGAAGAUGUUGAUUGUUUUUGGCAGGCCCAUUUGCCUAACUCGUCGAAAAUUAACUUUGAUUUCAUCAACUUUGAUCUACCUUGCCGGUAUGGCCAAGUAGAAAUCAGAGGAAGUUACCCGUUUUAUGGAGGGUCUAAAUUGUURGGGAAUGUUUGCAGUGAAUUCGCUUCAGGGCCACCAACAAUAGAGUCCAAUGGAAGCAAAUUAUGGAUACGAUUCCAGUCAAAAUCUUCUGAUCCUCUUGUUGGCUUCUAUGGUAUCUACUUCCCUAGUUGUGAUACUGUAUUAAAUAAAACGUCAAGUGGCACAUUUAGCUCUCCUGGAUACCCUAAAGAGUACAAUCAUAAUUCUAAAUGUACCUGGUCAAUAAUUGUUCCUAUGGGUCAUUUUGUCAAGCUUGAAGUUUUGGACUUUGAUAUUGAAGAGGACCCAGACUGCAAAAAUGACUAUCUUUCAGCUUUUGAUAACAAUUCAUCAUUAAUAGGACAAUACUGCAAUUCUCRCAAGCCGCCAAGAUUUAUAUGUAGCAASUCAAAUGUUUUGAUACUUAAUUUUAAGACAGAUGAUGCAAUUGCACUAAAAGGAUUUCAAGCAACAUACAGAGCUAUAACUAUUGCAGAACAUUGCACCUCUCCUUUGUCAUCCAUAAUYACUCCAUCACCAAGUGUUUCAUUUCCUACAAUACCUGCAACAGUUAAUUCUUCUGUAUCAAGUGUAUCUAUGUYUACAAUAUCUGUAUUGUCAAGUGUACUAAAAAUUGCACCAACGAUAGCUGUAGUUUCUCCCUCAGUCAUAACAAACAAAUCUCUUGGUGGUUUAUUGACAGGAAGUGGAGUUUCAAGUUCAGGAUCUAAUCAUGGCCAACAAAGUAUCAAGAAAGAUGAAAAUGAGGAUACUGGUUUGACAACAAUAAUUAUUAUAUCUGUCUUUAGCUUUAUCGUCUUAUGUAUGAUCAUUGCAAGUGUUAUUCCAAGUAUGAUCCAUGGAUACGAAAAGAGGAAAAGAGAGCGUGAAUGGAUGGCAGCAGCAGAUUUACCCAUGAAAAAAAACUGUGUUGAAAAUGAAUAUGAAAUGCAACCCAYAAAACCUCAUGAUAGUUACAAAAGUGAAGGAAUUGAUCCAUAUGAAGAAACAGCUUUUCUUGAUCCAGACAAUCCAUCAUAUGAUAAUUUAAAAGACUCUCCGUGCUUUGAUCCCAUUCAUAAAGAAGACUAUAGAGCAAGCAAUGAUGGCAGUGAAUACUCCAACAAAGGAGAAAAUUGCUCUGAUGAGUCAGUUGAUGAAGAUCUUGUAUGUGAACUUGAAUAUGACACAACAGAUUUGAAUUUAAGCAUUUCAUAUGAAGACAUUGGAUCAAGUUUUGCUACAGAGAUGRCUGCCUUAAUGCACAACUACAAAUCUAUGAGUCCUCACAACUAUCCCCAAAAUCAACCAGCUCAGUGUGAGACAUCACAAGCAUUACCACAAUUAGGUGCCAGUGCARGCAACAUAAAUUGUGUGCCAGGUGAAGACAAAGUAAACAAUACUCARUUCAUGGAAACAGGAAAAGAAUCAAAAGAAAAAAGAAAGAAAUUAACUGAACGUGGUCAAGAAAAUGAUUGUAAUAAAAGUAAUAUUAAAGAUCUUUCAAAUGCAUUUAAUUCAAAUGAUAAAGAACAAGAUGCAUYGKCAGGCUUUAAGGGAACAUUGUCAGAUCUAAAUUCUGACAGUUGUAGCAUGUACGAGGCAAAAAACCCAACAACAUGUACCAAUAGCACUGUGUCAGUAUCAGAUUCUCGGGAUAUACCAAUUGUUCYGUCUGUUGAAGUAUGGCAAGCUGCAUGUGAGAAAAACACAAUGGUUUAAAAAGACAAUCCAGGAAAUGCAAGAACAAAUACAGUCAUCCCAAAUGAAACUUUUUAAAAUCAAGAUGAUCAGUAAAAUAAUAAUAGAAAGCACAGUAAAUUGCUCUUGGAAUGCAACUCUUCAUAUAGAGCAGAACCCAUGGUCAGAUAAUAUUUUUUGAUUUUGAGUAAUCAAAUAGUAAUAUAUUGAAAAACAUAUUUUUGUYUUGAGCAAUAAAACAAAAUCUAAGUAAAAUAUUUUCAUAUUUCAAAUCAAAGACCAAAUAAAUGAAGCAUAAGGAAGAUCAGGAUUAUUUACAAAAUAUAGGGGUUUGAAAUUGGCACCUUUGUAUUACUGAGUGCCAGUAAAGUCAAGUUUCAUU